Rhodamnia argentea is the source of this 1241-nucleotide messenger RNA. Its product is annotated as reticulon-4-interacting protein 1, mitochondrial-like. The coding region runs from base 17 to 1009 and encodes 330 amino acids. Gene Ontology annotation, molecular function: oxidoreductase activity. NCBI's taxonomy places the organism in Eukaryota, Viridiplantae, Streptophyta, Magnoliopsida, Myrtales, Myrtaceae. The transcript has 7 exons. The record is from RefSeq and is a predicted model, not a curated record.
CAGUUGUAGAGCCGUUAUGUUGCGGCGGUUCGGCAGCCCAGAGGUGUUGGAGUUCGUAGACAAGCCCUUGCCUCAUCUUAAGGAUGAUGAGGUCCUCGUUCGCACUCGCGCUGUGUCCAUCAAUCCAAUUGAUUUUGCAAUGCGUUCUGGCACUGGUUAUGGCUACUCCGUAUUUAAACGACUUCUACCUCUCAUUUUGGGUCGCGAUAUCAGUGGAGAGGUUGUAGCAGUUGGAGCUUCAGUACAAUCUUUUACUGUAGGUGAAGAAGUUUUUGGUGCUUUGCAUCCCAGCGUUCGUAGGGGUACCUAUACUGACUAUGCAAUAGUGUCGGAAUUUCAUCUUACUCAAAAACCGAAGUCAAUUACACAUGAGGAAGCGUCAGCCAUCCCUUUUGCUGCACUGACUGCAUGGAGAGCUUUAAAAGAGACUGCUAAGAUACGUGAAGGGGAAAGGGUGCUAGUUAUUGGUGGUGGUGGAGCUGUAGGUUUUGCAGCAAUUCAACUUGCAGUAGCUCAUGGAUGCCAAGUUGUAACCUUUUGUAGCAGUCAAAGCAUUGAUCGGGCUUUGGCAGCUGGCGCUGAGCAGGCUGUUGACUACAUAGCUGAGAACAUCAAAUUGGCAAUAAAAGGGGAGUUUGAUGCGGUUUUGGAUACUAUAGGUGGACUAAAGACCGAGAGGAUAGGCAUUAAUUUUUUAAAAAGAGGUGGACAUUAUGUCACUUUGCAGGCGGAUGCAAGAUCAACGGUUUUUGAUAUUCUUAUGGUCCCUGGGGUUUCGGAUUUGUUUGGGAUGAAAAACUUUAACUACUACUGCUAUUAUGGAAUAGAUUAUUCCUAUGCAUUCAUGGAGUCCAACUGCUUUGGGUUGGAGGAGAUCCGCGAUCUAUCUGAAGCCGGGAGGUUGUAUAUACCUGUUGAUAGAACAUUCCCAAUUGCACAAGUGAAGGAAGCACACGAGGCUAAAGAGAAAAGGAAAAUUCUCGGUAAAGUGGUGCUGGAAUUCAGUUGAAUCGUGAAGAAGCAAAUGUUUUUGGCCCUCCACAACAAUAACCAGGAAUUUGUUUGAUUCAUAAUAUUUAUUCACCUUGGAACCUAUGAGCAUGCGAGCACAUUCUUUUCAGAAUGUGUUGAUAAAACAUCUCGUCUCUCCUUUGUGAAGAAUGAAUACUUGCAUAUGUGGAUGCGUCGUAUGUUCUGUUGGAUCGUGAAGGGUAUAAAUUCGCUGACUUUUGAUUGUCGAU